Candida dubliniensis CD36 is the source of this 735-nucleotide messenger RNA. RefSeq lists its product as uncharacterized. The coding region runs from base 1 to 735 and encodes 244 amino acids. NCBI's taxonomy places the organism in Eukaryota, Fungi, Ascomycota, Pichiomycetes, Serinales, Debaryomycetaceae. The transcript has a single exon. The record is from RefSeq and is a predicted model, not a curated record.
AUGGUUUUAUCUACUAGAAUAUCUAUUCAAUGGCCACCAAAAGAAGCUGAAGAGAAAACCAGUACUUUAGCAUUAACUACACCUGGGGAUAAUUAUGUUGACAUUAGAAUAUUUAAAACUCAUUAUCCAUAUCCAUCUUCAUCUUCAUGUUCAAGUUCAAGUUCAUAUUCUUCAUUACCAUUUGAUCAAAUAUUUGAAAUUGGAUUAGCUGGUAAAGAGAUUGCCUUAGAUAAUGAUAAGAUAAAAUUUGAUAAUUAUAUCAAUACUUUAGCAUUACAAGAAAGUAUUAAAUCUGGAUCAUCAAUUCAAAUUGAUUCAGAUAUUGGACAUUUUUCCAAUCAUGGAUUAGAUAGGAAAGAAACAGGAGAAAUGAAGAAUUCUGAAGGUAUUAUUGCUCCAUAUAUUGAGAUUUGGAGAUCAUUAGAUCCAUUAAGACAUACACCAGAUAGAGAAGUUAGAGAGAAUGUUAAUAAUGAAUAUAUGAAUGUUUUCACUUUGAAAUUAAUUGAUCAUUUGGGGGUAUUGAUUCGGAUAGGUAAUUGGAUACAAGGUAUUAUACAAGAAGGACAAUCUAUUCAUGUAAUUAGAAGUUGGUAUAAUGAAAAUUUAGGGGAAUGGUGUAAUUUGAUUGAAUAUGGUGAUAAGGAUGUUUUCCCUGUAGAAUUUAAUGGGAAAAUUGAUGAAAUUGUCAUAGUUAGUAAUGGUUGGAAAUGGAAAUGUAUAGAAAAAGAAUAA